CUCCUGCUUCUCUCACGCGAGCUCAUCGUCGUCAGCUCCGGGGCGUGUGCCAGAUCAGAGGCGGAGGAGGGGACAGCUCCCAGGUGCUGAAACUGCUCUGCGCUCCAAAAGACAGAGACAGACAGACAGACAGAGAGUGAGGGAGAGGGAGAGAGAGAGAGUGUGUGCGUGUGUGUGAGAGAGAGAGCGAGGGCGAAGAUCACCGACAAAUAUAAAAACCGUACUCUGCGAAUCAGGGGCAGAUACAGAUAGAGAGCCGAGGCCUUCAAAACAGAUGGCUGCUACUCAGGAUGUGAAAGGGAAGGGAGAGGGAGGGGACCAAAACUUCGACUACAUGUUCAAGUUGCUGAUCAUCGGCAACAGCAGCGUGGGUAAAACGUCUUUCCUGUUCCGAUACGCCGACGACGCCUUCACCUCAGCCUUUGUCAGCACAGUGGGCAUCGACUUCAAAGUGAAGACCGUGUACAAGAAUGACAAGAGGAUCAAACUACAGAUCUGGGACACAGCAGGCCAGGAGCGAUACAGGACCAUCACCACUGCCUACUACCGUGGAGCCAUGGGCUUCAUCCUAAUGUAUGACAUCACCAAUGAGGAGUCCUUUGGUGCCGUGCAGGACUGGUCAACCCAGAUAAAGACCUACUCGUGGGACAACGCACAGGUGGUGCUGGCUGGAAAUAAGUGUGACAUGGAAGAGGAGAGAGUGGUCUCAGUGGAUAGUGGCAGACUGCUGGCAGAGCAACUGGGUUUUGAGUUCUUCGAGACGAGCGCCAAGGACAACGUCAACGUGAAGCAGACCUUUGAACGUCUCGUCGACCUAAUUUGUGACAAGAUGUCCGAGAGCUUGGACACUGAUCCGGCUGUCACCACGGGAGCCCCCACUGCCAAACUCACAGACACUGCUCCGCCCCUUCAGCAGCCUGGAUGCAACUGUUAGUAACUAAUGUCAGGAAGCCAAGUGAGGGUAGCACAGGCCCCUAGUAAGUGUGCUGAGUUUUGUUCUCCCUCAGCAUUAUUAACCCUGCUAGUGCUGCUUUCUCCGGACGACACUUCAGAACCUCUUUAGCUGUAGAAUUACAAAAAAAACAAUGCUGUUGUAUUAUCACUCAACUUUAUCACCUUAUAUCAAGAGCAAAUAACCAGACAGACAUGGCAAAUGUGUAAUAUUACAGGAUAUUUACAAUUUAGAAUCACCAAUGUCCUUUUUUUGGCUUAGUUAGUAUGGUUUAAAACCAUGUAUGUUUGAUAAGGCUGUAUGUAGUUCACAGUCAUUCUGUACAGUAACCACCUUUAAGACCUAAACAUAGCUAUAACAUGAGGGAUAGAAUCAAUGAGUGCUUUAAUAAUUCUUUUAUGUCUAUUUUUUGUACUCCCUCCCCCCUUUAUAGGUUUUAGUUUCUCCUAAAGCUGCCAAAUCAGUGAUUUAGUGCACUAUAGGAUGUAGCCGAUUUGUUUUGUGUAAUGGGUGUGUGUGUGGUCUUGUGAGUGUGCAUGAGUGUGAGUAUCGUGUUUGAGUCACAGAAUAGUGAAACUUUGCCAUCUUAAAAAAAAGAAAACAAACAUCUACCAUGGAUGAAAAGUGGCCUUUUAGCAUCUCCAACUCGGCCUCCGUAAAUCCCUCCGUUGUUAACUUUUUAGGAAUAAUUCCAGUAUGUUUAAUGUUGAUGUAAGUACUAGUCCAUGUUUUGCUGUCUGUAGACGUGUGAAAUCUCUGGUAAGUAAGACGACUCUUUCUAUGUGCUUAGCCUUUCACAUGACCUCGUUUAGUUUAAUGCGAUGAGCAUGCUGCCCACAACAACAACAACAAAAGUCAGUCAUAUUAUUGCUGUUUUAGCUAAAGAUCGGCCUAACCCAAACCUAACAUCCCCAUCUCCAAAUGACAGCAAGGAUCCAACAUUUCACUGAAUAAAUAAGACAUAGUACAGCAUUUGACAUAUAAAUCAUAAAUCAGCUUUGGCAUGGAAUAAACAGCCAUAUAUUUAAAAAAAACAAACAAAAACAUUUUCUGAGUCCUCGGCAUGCUUAAAUUUCACCUUUUUGUUAUAAAACUAAGUCCUAGCCGAAAGAAAGUUCUGAAGCUGCUUAGGAAACAUCAUAAUUACGACAUAUAGUAGUUUAAGGCAGGUAUAUAAAGAACUCUUGAUGUCUCAAUAACAUAAGUUCAUAUAGUAAAAUAAAAUAAAAAAAAUCUUAUUCGGAAAAAUCCAGAAAGCCUUUCAGUUCUGCAGUGAAUAAUAAUAAUAAUAAUAAUAAAAAAGAUUAGUGCCAAAACACUACGGUUCCUUUAGCGUCGUCAUCAAUUGUUGCAUAAUUGAUGAUCAGCUCCAAAAAACAAAAAAAAAAUGCAUGAAGCCAGUCCUGACUUAUGUACUGUAUGUAGAUUUAUAUAAUAAGAUAGUGUAAAUAUAUAUCACUCUAUGUUACAGAUUUUAGGAGCAUUUUUCACAGCACUCGCUGUGAAAUGCAAUGGGCCAAUAAGUGCAAUAUUUUAUGAAUUAAAACCCUGUACAUAAAUUCCUCCUGUCCUUGGGUACAGCGACUCUGUCUGCAGUGUGUGAGUGACAGUUUGGUCAGAAUGGCUCUGAAAGUGAUGUCAAAUCUCUGAAGAGGGUGCGUGUGUGUGUGUAUACUUGGAUUUAUAUCUUUGCAAGGACCUUUUUGAUCAUGGGAUUAGGGUUAAACACUUAGCUGUGAUGGUUAAGGUUAAGGUAAGGGGCUAUUGUCCUCACUAAGAUAUAAAAACAAGUUUGUGUGCAUGUGUGUGCGUGUGUGCCUGCCACAUGGAAAGAGAGACAAAUUACGUAAUAUAAUUGUAUUGUUUGUGUAUACCUUUUGUACAAAUGCAUUCACAUAGGGAAAUGCUGUUCCUGCUAAGUGUUGCGUGUAUCGGUUGAACUCGUAUUAUCAUGUCAAAAUGCAGUGUUGUUGUGAAAGGUAGUCAAAAGAAGAUAAACUCAUGUAAUACUCAUACUCAUGUAAUCCAAGAAAAAGAAAAAGAAGGGGGAAACACAUACAUACAUACAGACCACUAGAUCAGAGAUCCUGUGCACGAAGCACACCUGUGUAUGUGUGUGAUAUUAUCAUUUUGUGCUAACAGCCAUGAAAUAAAUCAUUGUAAUGAUCUGAAGUCAAGAUGCGUUUAAUAAAAGAAUAAUUAACUGGUCAGAAUCUUA
This is a messenger RNA of Solea senegalensis (Senegalese sole), 3170 nucleotides long. It is a transcript of the gene rab3c, whose product is annotated as RAB3C, member RAS oncogene family. Gene Ontology annotation, cellular component: endosome; plasma membrane; synaptic vesicle. Gene Ontology annotation, biological process: regulation of exocytosis; protein secretion; protein localization to plasma membrane. Lineage: Eukaryota; Metazoa; Chordata; Actinopteri; Pleuronectiformes; Soleidae. The transcript has 5 exons. The record is from RefSeq and is a predicted model, not a curated record. The coding region runs from base 275 to 934 and encodes 219 amino acids. Gene Ontology annotation, molecular function: GTPase activity; GTP binding.